UCCCGGCGGUUGUCAAUUUUCGUGACAGGAGCCGCCACUUCUCAGUCAAGUAGCUCCUCGGUUUGCCUCACAAAGCAGACCCGGACGGUAAUCCAUCGUGUCUGCAGGGGCAGAGCAGAGCGGACGUGUCGCGCGCGCGCUCUCGCUUAUAUAGUUUUCGCGUCGGUUAUAUUGGUGCAAUCGCGCCAAACUGAACAUAAAUAGUGAGCAACAGUGACUAUCUUCAGUGCAGUGUGUAGUGACACAGUGUUAAAAGCGUUUUUAUGUGAAAAAACGGUGCACAGUGAGUUCGAGACUGCACGCACGGAACUGGACCUCAACAAAGGGAGAGGAUAAUUUUGCAUUACUCAAGUCCCAACCUAUCUGCUGACACCAUGAGCUUUAACGCAAGAUCCUUUAACUAUGGGUUUCCAGGAGGAAGUUGCAGAACAAUUUAUAUUGCAGAAGUAGCAACUGGUACACCAACCGUUCUAAAGGACUCGAAUGGUACAAACUUUGAGGACUACACUUUUGUUAAAACCUGGACUGUGAGGGGACUGAAGACACUAGAAGGAACAGCCGAAAUUAAGUCCAUUUCGUUCACCCACCAGAAUUUCAGUAAAUGGUGCAUGGUUCUUACAAAGAAAAACAAUGAACUUUUUUUGCAGUUUUUGCUCGAAAAGUGUGAACCGGAAAAGCUAUUGAGAGCGAAACUGAAAGCUGACGAGAUUCUUCCAAGUGGUGAAAAACGAGAAGUGUUUCCAUGUAAAUGGUACGAAAUGGGAGAAGGAAACUCCUCCGGAAUGCAGCUCGUUAGGAAAGCAGACUUUAUAGGAGAGGACAACAGCGAAGAUGAGAUAACACUGCAGUGUGAAGUUUGCAUGCGAUGCAUUGUUCACGACGAGCUGCCCACAGCAGACACAGCAGAACACCAGUCUGAUGUUGCGAGGGCUGUAGGUGAGAUGUACAGUGAAGAAGUCCACACAGACUUCGAGCUGCACACAGAAGGCUCGGUUCUGAAGGCACACAGGUCACUACUGUCUGUGCGGAGCCCUUACUUCGCUGCCCUGCUGCAGCCUCACACGAAGGAAGCAAAGGAAGGCUUUGUGCAGAUCACCGAUGUGAAGACCGAAGCACUGAAGCAGGUUCUGCUGUUUAUGUACACGGGUGUGGCGCCGGCUCUCAAGGACAUGCCGUGGGACUUGCUGAUAGCUGCUGACAAAUUCCAGCUCCAGCAGCUAAAGCGACAGUGCGAGGCCCACAUCGCCAGCCAGUUGGAUGUGGACAACGCCGCAGAAACCGCAGCCAACGCCUUGCUGUUCUCCUGCGACAUGCUGUGGGACCGUGCGGUGUUUUUCAUCAGAAGCAAUCUCUACCGGGUGAUGCGCACUCCUGGCUGGGCUUUGGUUAUAACUGCUCAUCCUGAAGCCAUACAGCGUCUCAGUGAGCUGAUGGGGUGAAUCAGUAACAAGAAUCGAGCUUUGCCUGUUAUUUGAACUUUUCUGCAACAACAGUUGCAUCAUUCAGCGUCUAAACUUUCUCUGCCAUAAUAUACCGGGUGAUCAAAAAGUCAGUAUAAAUUUGAAAACUUAAUAAACCACGGAAUAAUGUAGAUAGCGAGGUAAAAAUUGACGCACAUGCUUGGAAUGACAUGGGGUUUUAUUAGAAUAAAAAAAAAUACAAAAGUUCAAAAAAUGUCCGACAGAUGGCGCGCCAUCUGAUCAGAAUAGCAAUAACUAGCAUAACAAAGUAAGACAAAGCAAAGAUGAUGUUCUAUACAGGAAAUGCUCAAUAUGUCCACCAUCAUUCCUCAACAAUAGCUGUAGUCGAGCAAUAAUGUUGUGAACAGCACUGUAAAGCAUGUCCGCAUUGGCGUCGGAUGUUGUCUUUCCGCAUCCCUAGAGAUGUCGGUCGAUCACGAUACACUUGCGACUUCAGGUAACCACAAAGCCAAUAAUCACACGGACUGAGGUCUGGCGACCUGGGAGGCCAAGCAUCAUGAAAGUGGCGGCUGGGCACACGAUCAUCACCAAACGGCGCGCGCAAGAGGUCUUUCACGCGUCUAGCAAUAUGGGGUGGAGCGCGAUCCUGCAUAAACAUGGUACGUUCCAGCAGGUGUUUAUCAGCCGGGCUGGGAAUGAUGCGAUUCUGCAAAAUAUCGGCGUACCUCUCAACCGUCAUGGUAGCAGUUACAAAAACCAGAAUCACGCAUUUCCUCGAAGAAACAAGGCCCGAUAACGGUAGAUGUGGUAAAUCCAACCCAUACCGUGACUUUCUCGUCGUGCAGUGGAGUUUCCACGACAGUUCUAGGAUUUUCGGUAGCCCAAAUUCCGCAGUUGUGGCGUUGACAGACCCUCGGAGCGUGAAAUGAGCUUCGUCGGUCCACAACACGUUACUCAACCAAUCGUCAUCUUCCUCUAUUUUUGAAACGCCCACACCGCAAAUGCCAUCCGCUUCACUAAAUCGCCAGGUAACAGUUUAUGAUGCCGAUGGAUUUUGUACGGAUAGCAUCGGAGGGUACGCCUAAGUGCCAGCCAAACAGUAGUAUAUGGAAUGCUGGUGCGACGUGCGACUGCACGAGCGCUGAAUUCCCCGCGCGUAGACGAACCCGCUACAGUCUCCAUUUCUUCCUGAACUGUCUCAGCAGCAUUACGCCUUGUGCUCGGUCGGCCACUACGGGGUCUAUCGUCUAAACAACCCGUGGCUUCGAACUUCGAAAUCAUUCUCGCCACAG
Messenger RNA from Schistocerca cancellata (South American locust), 2713 nucleotides. RefSeq names its product speckle-type POZ protein-like. NCBI's taxonomy places the organism in Eukaryota, Metazoa, Arthropoda, Insecta, Orthoptera, Acrididae. Gene Ontology annotation, biological process: proteasome-mediated ubiquitin-dependent protein catabolic process; regulation of proteolysis. Gene Ontology annotation, cellular component: nucleus; cytoplasm. Gene Ontology annotation, molecular function: ubiquitin protein ligase binding. The record is from RefSeq and is a predicted model, not a curated record. The coding region runs from base 375 to 1439 and encodes 354 amino acids. The transcript has 3 exons.